Bacillus rossius redtenbacheri is the source of this 2611-nucleotide messenger RNA. RefSeq lists its product as uncharacterized. The transcript has 14 exons. The coding region runs from base 118 to 1845 and encodes 575 amino acids. The record is from RefSeq and is a predicted model, not a curated record. NCBI's taxonomy places the organism in Eukaryota, Metazoa, Arthropoda, Insecta, Phasmatodea, Bacillidae.
CUGGAGGCCGCGAGGAGCUGGCGCUAUACUGAACGUGGCUCGGAUGACUUGCUGUACCCGGCGCUGACUCCACGGGUGUGUGUGCGGGGCAGAUCUCGGCGAGGGGGGUGCGGAGCCAUGCGGGGGUCGACGCGCGCGGUCAGAGCCGCGGCGUGCCUGGGGCUGAUGGCGGCGCUCGCGGCCUGGCCGCCGGCCUCGGCCGACCAGUUCAAGCAAUGCCACCUCGGCACUGAACAUUUGCACAAGCUCGAAAAGAAAAAAGCUGACAUCAAUGGCCCCAAUGGUGAUUACAAACAAGACUCUAAGUGCUGUGACGCAUCUUCGUGGGUAGUAGAUGAGAAAAAAGGGACAUUAGGUGUGUAUUUCCAAGCCAAAAGAAGAGGAAAAUGGAAGGAGUUGAUUUUAGAAAGACUAGAAGAUGGGCAAUCUAAGACAUGGAGUACAUACACAAGAAUAAAACUGUUUCCUGAAGAUUACCAGUUCAGUGGCGAUGAACCCUCGCUAAAUACCUCCCGGUGCGUGGAUUAUGUACAGCAGAAGUUCGGCUACCACGAGUUCCAGUACAUUUCUAGUGGCCGUUACAGACUCAAGUCCUGCGAACUGGCAUCACGCAAACGAAACUUAACUUGGGAGCGUAACAUAAGAACUGCGUUUGAUAUAAAGAACUUGAACUGCUGGGCAACACAGAGCGUCUAUGAUGGAGAAUGGUCAACUGAGAAUAGAACAGUCAAUGUGAUCAUUCCCUUCCGAAAUCCUGUGACAUUUCAGAAUGAUAGAAUAUACAAGCUGCUGGACUCAAACAUGACAGAGGUCAGCGUGUGGACGAUUAGAGCUCGCGAAAAGGAUAGUGACAGUUUAAUUUGCGAAACGAAUGACAGCAGAGUUUAUUACAAACCUGAAUCCGACAGCAGGAUUCACGAACAGAGAUUCAUGAUAAAGAACCUGUUGUCUGGAAAUUACACACUCAUAGUGGAAUCGUUGUUCAACCCUCUGUCCGUAUUGGGCACAAAGAUAAACGUGUGUGAAGAGCUGAAAAUAAUUUAUAUAGAUGUCAGCCCCAAGCAGCCGAGCUCCAGUCUUAUUUUGUCCCGGGAAGAAAGGCCAGUGACGAUCUUCGCGAUACUGUUGGUAGCAGUUGUAGCUUUGAGCAGCUUCUGCUACCUCAUGCAUUUAGUUUGGAACUACCUACACUAUCACGUUGUCGAUGAAGUAAAGUGUGACAUAGUUGAAAAAGAUUCAACAAGAAAGAAAGUUCUGCUCCUGUAUGCCAGGGACUGCGUCCAAUUCAAUGACUUGAUGGCAACGUUCCGGGGACUUUUGAAGAACAACAACUUUGAGGUGUACGACUGCCAGGACCCGCAGCUCGGCCGCCGGCUGCACCGCGGCCCCACCACGUGGCUGCGAGACCGCCUGGACGACUGCUCGGUGCGCCUGCUGGUGGUGUCCACCAAGUGCGCCCGCCUCAGGCAGUCGGCGCUGCUGGGCGACGGGCAGGUCUCGUACCGGCGGCCGCACCACCUCGACCCGCUCUUUCUCUACGGCCUGCGCGGCGUCCAGGACGUGCACACCGACGUCUACACCAGGAUCUUCAGCGUCGCGUUGGAAGGAUUCACGGAAAAGGAGGACAUGCUGUCCCUAUUUUGUGGCAGCAGGGUUUACUCGCUGCCGACCCACUUGCUGGAGCUCUACAGGGACCUGCGAAGAGAGCCUCACAUCCCUGAAGAAACAAAGGAGCUGAGAGAAGAAAUUGCAACGCUACAGAAUAAGCUUGACAUCCUUGUCAGGCAAAAACAAGCUGAUAAGCACUACCUCUCCAAAAAUAUCUUGACGUGUCAAGAUGCGUGACGUGUUCUGCGAGGUGGCUGGGUCGGUCACGGAGAUAGUAACGGCUUGGCAGGAGGAGACUUCCGCACAUCCAAGAACACAUCUUCACCACCCGAUCCAGGAUUCCACACGAAGAGUUUCAGUGUAGCGUCACUGUCCAUGGCAGUAGAGCUCUCUACUUAUGAUAUUGCAUUCACCUAGUCAAUUUUUAUUUUAAGUAUGGCAUAACUACUUCCGGGUUGAGGCAAUUAUGGUGUGCUCGAUGUGUUUUGGCAUGCAUUGUUGCAGCCAUCUUCAGGGUAUCUAUGGUCUCAACCCAUAAAACCAAAGACAAGGUGACUUUCACAACAUAACAAAUACACACUAUUAUAUUCUCAGUCUAAGAGACAAUAAUUUUUUCCCACAUAAAUAAGCUGAAAUAUAAGUAAAUAAUUCUGUAAAAUUAGGACUUCACUAUAUACAUUAUUAUUUUAUUUGUACAUACUGUAUUAAUAUAUAGUUUUUUUUGUAAAUUUUUUAAAUGUUAUAUAUUCGUUACAAAGAAUCUGUAGAAGGAAUAAAAUAAACUGCAGAAAGCACAGUCAUCAACUUUAUUACAUUCCAGGUUGGCUCAGAAAAACAACCCAGAAUAGUAACAAUUUCCUAUCCAUUAAAAAAAAAAUUUGAUAAUUUUAUUGUAAUAACUUUGAAGAUUAUUUUGCACAUUAAUAUUUUCACCAAAAUUAAUUAACAAAAAAGAAUGUUUCUUUUAUUUCCUCUACAAAAUAAAAGCGUUUUUUAAACAGAA